Molecule: messenger RNA, 2641 nt
Organism: Chelonoidis abingdonii (Abingdon island giant tortoise)
Lineage: Eukaryota; Metazoa; Chordata; Testudines; Testudinidae
Product: glioma pathogenesis-related protein 1-like
Cellular component (GO): extracellular region
Source: RefSeq, a predicted model, not a curated record
AGUACUUUGUGGGAGGCAAACAGCACCAUAUCCACUUAAGAGAUUCUUCGUACAAGGUUUUGAGAGAAAUCGAAAACAACAGUUGAGAAUCAUGAAAGUCAGAUUGUUCCUUGGUGUUUUGCUAUUACUAGACCUUUUAAGUUCCUGUUAUUUUUAUAAGUCAAAUACUUUGCCUGAUAUAGAAGACGCACAGUUUAUUAAGGAGUGCGUGAAUGCUCAUAACAACUUUCGGUCCAAGGUGAAUCCACCAGCCAGAAACAUGCUUCACAUGUCCUGGGACGCUGCUUUAGCUAAGAGUGCCAAAGCAUGGGCAAAGCGAUGCCACUUUGAUCAUAAUGUCUACCUUAAAAUACCAGGAAAAGUGCACCCUAACUUCACUCCAGUUGGAGAAAACAUCUGGACUGGCUCUCUCUCUCUCUUCUCUGUGAGUGCAGCUAUCCGCAAAUGGUAUAAUGAAGUCACAGACUACAAUUUUGAGACCCUCUAUUGUGCAAGGAUGUGUGGCCAUUACACCCAGGUUGUUUGGGCCACAAGUUACAAAGUUGGCUGUGCAGUUCAGUUCUGUCCUAGAGUUACAGGUUUCAAAGGACUCACCGAUGGAGCACAUUUUGUUUGCAACUAUGCCCCAGCUGGGAAUUAUCCAACACAGCCUUAUAAAACAGGAGCAGCAUGUAGUGACUGCAAUGGUGAAAAGUGUGUGGACAAGCUCUGUGAAAAUCCAGAACGUGAGACAUUGAAAAGUUACUCCAGUUGGUAUCCAGACUGGGACAUACCUCCACACCCCAACCCCUCCGGUGCUCCACACCCCAACCCCUCCGGUGCACCACGCCCCAACCCCUCCGGUGCUCCACGCCCCAACCCUCCACGCUCCUCAUGUGACCAAUACUGUAUUACUGUUUUAGUAGUAAGGUUACUGUUUGUGUUACUGAUUUUUGGUGCUGUCUUACUAGUGCAAUGGCAGUAUCCCCAGAUAUUUAUAUAUGAGUAAUCUCCAUUUGCCUCCUAUUGUCAGUGUACAUAAGCAUUAGUACCAGCCAGUUUUCCUGGGCUGCUCAUAGUUGUUUGGGACGAGGAGGAGGAGGAGGAGGAGGUGUGCAUGUUAACUAUUCAAUCAAAGCCAGAGAUUUUGUACCUCUCUGCACCCCAGGCGUACCUCUUCGUUGUCCAUUCUUUUCCCUAAGAAACACCUGAGAACUUAAGGCCAGAAGGUGGCAGCUUUAGACAUUUCACUAUAACUGCCUUCUCCUAACCAUCACCAUUGUCAAGUAAUGAUGUCCCUUAAACACAUCAUGAGAAUCACCCCAGUUUGCUGCUCCAGGCCAAUGGGGGCUGCGGGAAGCGGCAUGGCCAAGGGACAUACUGGCCACCACUUCCAGCAGCUCCCACUGGCCCAGAACUGCGAACCACGGCCAGAGGGAGCUGUGAUCGGCUGAACCUGCCAGCGGGGCAGGUAAACAAACCAGCCCAGCCCGCCAGGGGCUUUCCCUACACAAGCAGCAUCCCAAGUUUGGGAAACACUGGGUUAUAGAAUAAUGGGAACUCCCCUCUUACCUUCUAUUUCUGCCCCCAAGCUGUUUUUCCAUACAUAAGGUUUUAAUAAAUGUCAGCACUGCCAUGAGGCUCUUGUCUUGCUCACUUGGCAGCCUCUGCUCAGUCACUCUGGUGCUGCUUCCAGAAGUGUUGAUUCAGCACAAGGGCACAAGUGGGACUGCAGCAGAGGUAGGACAGAGAGAGGCCUUAAAAGACUUAUUACCGAUGGGUUGGAUUUGACAUUAAACUAGCAACGAGCUUGGAUUAAAAUAACCCCCCAAGUCCCUGCAGUUCUAGUUGAGGGGGUGGGGACAGGGAAAGAGCAGGAGAGGUAUCUAUUUAAUACACAAACACUGAAUUACAUACCAAAUGGGCUAUACAUGACAUUACUCACCUAAAAUGUAAGCCACCACAUUGCAAGCCCAGUGUUCUUUUGUGAUACCAGACUAGACUUAAUGGUCUUAUAUUAGGACUCUGGCAAUGGCCCAUAUCCAAUUAUUUACAGAAAAAUAACCCAUUAUGCGCCUGGCUGAUUGUGCAAUGCUUUAUCCCAAGAGAAAAAUUCCUCCCUGGCCCCCAAGGCAAUCAGAUCGAGCUCUGUAGUAUGACAUUUGGCUGCACUUCUCAUGCUGAGCUACGGUACAAGUAUUCUCAAGGAUCAUAAAAUUAAUGAUAGUCAGUAUUGCCCUUCAAAAAUAUAGAUACAGCUAAAGCAUUGUUCUGUUAACUGUCUGCAGCAGGGAAAUGCAGAGUUUGAUAUUACCCUGAAAAAAGGAAUAUUUCUUUUUUAUUGGCUGUAAAUGGAUUCUUCGCCAGUCAGAGAGAAAACCAAGGUUCAUGGUGGAGUCUCUAUCACUGACAAUUUUUAAAUCAAGAUUGAGUGUUUUUCUAAAAGUUGUGUUCUGGGAAUUAUUUUGGGGAGUUCUAUGGUUGGCUGUUUUAUAUGGGAGGUCCCAAUGAUCUCUUCUCACCUUGGACUCUAUGAAUCCAUUGAAGAUACUCAUGAAUUGUUACUGCUACAUCUCUGAAAUAAGAAUGACAAUCACACAGCUACAAAAACAGUUUAGUUGUGUUUGUCAUAUAUUGCUUUUGUAUAUAAUAAAGAAAAUCU